Molecule: messenger RNA, 2853 nt
Organism: Cornus florida
Lineage: Eukaryota; Viridiplantae; Streptophyta; Magnoliopsida; Cornales; Cornaceae
Product: putative pentatricopeptide repeat-containing protein At5g43820
Exons: 3
Coding region: 126-1805 (559 amino acids)
Molecular function (GO): protein binding
Source: RefSeq, a predicted model, not a curated record
ACCCGUGAAAACCUUGUUCUCCCUAUUUCAGGCCUCUCUCUCUCUCACUCUAGUAAUCUUACUCCCGAACACAGAUGCGCAAGUUAGCCUAGCCAGCUUCCUCAAUUCACAACCCUUCCCCUUUCAUGGCGAUGAAAGCGAUGGCAUGUCGAUCCCAAAGGUUUUUGACAGCCCAAUUCGAAAUAAUCAGGUACAUUUCCUCAUACACACAAUCUUCCUUUCCGUCUACAACCCCAGACCCACUCCGUGAAUCACCAUCGUCAUCAUCAGAGAACCAGUCCAGUAUCAUCACCAUUGACGAAAGUCACGUCUUAGACCAACUCUCUCAUCUGUUACCGAUUCGCCGCCGUAGCGAAGCUGCUAUCCCAAACCCACACGGAGAGAGCUCAAUUAGGCCGGCCGUUGAUGGGUUUCUACCACCGGAAGAGAAGCUGCGAGGUGUCUUUCUUCAGAAACUCAGAGGCAAAACCGCAAUCGAAAGCGCAUUGAAAAAUGUGGGCGUCGAAUUGAGUACUGAUGUGGUGGCCAAAGUAGUCGACAGAGGGAAUUUAAGCGGCGAAGCCAUGGUAAUGUUCUUCAAGUGGGCGAUUCGACAACCCGAAAUCUCAGACGACAUUGGUAAUUACCACAAAAUCCUUAAAGCAUUAGGCAGAAGAAAAUUCUUUACUUACAUGGUUGAUUUAUUGCAUGAUAUGAAGCUUGAAGGAAUAGCAAUUAAUUCUGAAACCUUGUUUAUUGUUGUGGAUAGCUUCAUUCGAGCUCACCAACUGUCCAAAGCAGUCAAAUUCUUUGGACAAUUGGAAGAGUUCGGGUCAAGAUGUGAUACAGAGUCUUUGAAUGUUCUCUUACAAUGUCUGUGUCAGCGAUCCCGUGUAGGUGUUGCAAAUUCAUUUCUUAAUAAAAUGAAAGGGAAAAUACCCUUUAAUCGGGCUACGUACAAUGUUAUAAUUUCUGGGUGGUCAAGAUUCGGCAAUGUUAGUGAAAUUGAGAGGUGUUUGAAAGCAAUGGUAACUGAUGGAUUUGAUCCCGAUAAUUCAACAUUUAGCUACCUUAUUGAGGGUCUGGGGAGAGCUGGUCAAAUUGAUGAUGCUGUUGAGAUUUUUGAAAAUUUGGGGGAGAAAGGGUGUGGAUCAGACGCUGGUGUAUACAAUGCAUUGAUUUCCAAUUUUAUUUCAGUUGGAGAUUUUGAUGAAUGCAUGAAAUAUUAUGAGCGUAUGCAGAGUAAUAAGUGUGACCCAAAUGUGCACACUUACACUAUAUUGAUUUCUGCUUUUCUCAAAGUGCGGAAAGUAGCUGAUGCAAUCGAAAUAUUUGAUGAAAUGUUGGGUCGAGGGAUCAUUCCCACUACAGGAACUAUAACCUCUUUUAUUGAACCUUUAUGUUCUAAUGGGCCGCCACAUGCUGCUAUGAUGAUCUACAAGAAAGCAAGAAAAGUCGGAUGUAGAAUAUCACUGAGUGCCUAUAAGCUGUUGUUUAAGCGGCUUUCUAGAUUCGGUAAAUGUGGUAUGAUGUUGGGUUUGUUGGAUGAGAUGCAAGAAAGUGGUUAUUCUUCUGAUGUGAACAUUUAUGAGCAUGUCAUUCAUGGACUUUGCAAUAUAGGACAGCUUGAAAAUGCCAUCCUAGUCAUGGAGGAAUCUCUCCGCAAGGGCUUUUGCCCAAGCAGGCUUACUUGUAACAAAUUGAACAAUAGAUUAUUGAAUUCAAACAAGGUAGAGAAGGCUUACAAGCUUCAUUUGAAGAUUAAAGAUGCUCGUCGCAACGAAAAUGCACGGAAAUAUUGGCGCGCUAAAGGGUGGCACUUUUGAGCUUUCGUGAUUAUCAGGGAGCCGUCACAAGUAUAUCACAUGCUCCCUCCACUUUAUUUAUCAUGUUGAGGGUUCUUGUAUUGUUUCUUUGAAGACUUGUCUCUCAGUUCAUUCUCUGAGUGGACAACAAGCACAUAUAUGGGGAUUAGUGAAGGAAUUACCAAUGCAGACAUAUACGUUGAAUCUAAAGGGCUUCUAAAAGAAGAUGGCAAUCACCAUAUUACCUAUCAAAAGGACCGGGGAUGUGCUUUCCUUAUAUAUCUUAUGUUGCUUGGUUAUUGGUGAACGCCAUUCUAUCUCUUCUGGGCUCCAACUAGGAAUCAAGGCGAAUAUUUGGAGGCAAAUUUUGUUUCUGUGCUUGAGAAAAAGUAUAGUAUCUCGAUAAAAUGAUUAAGUUCCUCCAAGUUGCCCUCUUAGUGUUGAUGACUACAUGCCGGAGGUGUGUCUUCGCCCAAAAAACUACAAAAUCUGGCAAAUUAUUUACUUAAUGUCUGGUCCAUUCUUUAUGUAUGCAUUACACUAAAUCUAGUCCUUUUAAUCAUGCAGGAUAAUGCACAUCCACCACCAGCGACUUGGGAUUACAACAAAGCCAUUAAUCUUCAUGGCUACGAGCCAAUGGAAUGUAAAGAAGAUGCAGGUGAAAAGGCCAGAACUAGUAGUGGCAGGCAAAAUGAGAAGUUAUAUAUUGCUUAAGGCACACUCAACACGAUGUUGAAAAGAGCAGAGGAAAAACAGAGAAGGCCAAUAAAUUACCGGCCGCAGAAAAUGCAAUGGAAGACAAUGAUUAUGACUUCAAGGUGGAUUACACCAGGAGGAGAUCUGUCAUGGUCCUCAUGGAUGAUGGUGAAGAUAGUGGGAUAGCUGGAUCAUAGCAAUUAAAACAGGUUUGAGUUACCACUGUCUGGUAUUGCUUUCGAGUUUGACAAUGGAUGAUGGGAGAAAUAGCCUUAGGAAAAAGAAAUAAAGUAGGGAAAAUAAUUGCAUUUACAGAGCCAUGGAUUUGAAUUUUGUUAAAUUUUGCUUAUGAGUAAUGUUUCUUUCUUGAUUC